Molecule: messenger RNA, 614 nt
Organism: Candoia aspera
Lineage: Eukaryota; Metazoa; Chordata; Lepidosauria; Squamata; Candoiidae
Product: hemoglobin subunit beta-1-like
Exons: 3
Coding region: 66-509 (147 amino acids)
Biological process (GO): oxygen transport; hydrogen peroxide catabolic process
Cellular component (GO): haptoglobin-hemoglobin complex; hemoglobin complex; blood microparticle
Molecular function (GO): haptoglobin binding; heme binding; oxygen binding
Source: RefSeq, a predicted model, not a curated record
GCCCGGGCAGCGUUGGGCGCUUCCCUUCCUGCAGCACCGAGAGCAGCGCGUAUCCGCCGUCCACCAUGGUCAACUGGACCACCGAGGAGAAAAGCACCAUCUGCACCAUCUGGAACAAGGUCGACGUGGCUGCCGUUGGCGGCGAGUGCCUCUGCAGGCUGCUGAUCGUGUAUCCCUGGACCCAGCGCUUCUUCAUCAACUUCGGGAACUUGAGCACCGCGGCGGCCAUCUCGAGCAAUGCCCAGGUCAAGGCCCACGGCAAGAAGGUCUUCACCUCCUUCGGAGACGCCGUCAAGAACCCGGAGAACGUCAAGGAGAUCUUCGGCAAGCUGAGCGAGCUGCACUGCGACAAGCUGCACGUGGACCCCGUGAACUUCAAGCUUCUCGGCGACAUCCUGAUCACGGUGCUGGCGGCCCAGUUCGGGAAGGAAUUCACGCCACACGUCCAGGCCUGCUUUCAGAAGCUGGUCGGGGUGGUGGCCCACGCCUUGGCCCACCGGUACCACUGAGCCUCCUCCGGGAGCGGCCGCGCCCGCCCCUCGUCGCCUCCGGGGGGGGCCUUCCAGCCCCGGUUAACCUGCUCAAGCAAUAAAUGUCACCUUUUGCAGACUGAA